Rhinopithecus roxellana (golden snub-nosed monkey) is the source of this 5933-nucleotide messenger RNA. It is a transcript of the gene HAS3, whose product is annotated as hyaluronan synthase 3. NCBI's taxonomy places the organism in Eukaryota, Metazoa, Chordata, Mammalia, Primates, Cercopithecidae. The record is from RefSeq and is a predicted model, not a curated record. Bases 1895 to 3556 code for a protein of 553 amino acids. Gene Ontology annotation, molecular function: hyaluronan synthase activity. The transcript has 5 exons. Gene Ontology annotation, biological process: extracellular matrix assembly; hyaluronan biosynthetic process.
AGCUGAGGCAGGAGAAUGGUGUGAACCUGGGAGGCGGAGGUUGCAGUGAGCUGAGAUUGCGCCACUGCACUCCAGCCUGGGUGACAGAGCAAGACUUCGUCUCAAAAAAAAAGGAAAACAAUUACAAAUCUCAUUAAUCUGCACAUUUUUCACUGUCUUCUAGCUUUGAGAGAAGGAUGUCUACCUGGUGGAAGUAUAUUUUAACAUGACUGAUGGCAUUUGACUAAUUGUCCACUCUCUUGGAACUUGGGGAGAAGAGAUUGGCCACCCAUAUGUCAUCUAGCUCUGUAUUCUUCCAGGCUGAGAUUCUUCUUCCUCAGGAAAAUGAGGAGCAGAGCUGGCCACCCUUGGCUGCUCAAGAAGCAUUUCAGAGUAGGAGAUGCAGUUGGAGGUGGGGAGGGGAAGGGAAUAGUUAUCAAAUAAUGCAAAAGGAAAUAAAAUUAUCUUGGAUGGACAGAACAACAGGGCUAAAUAUGGGUCCUCUGGUGUCGAGAUGGAAAACUGUGGAGUUGAAGAGGCUCUGAUGCCCAGAAAGGACAAUCAGGCUGGUUGACUCUUCCAGAGAAAAAGGGUAAGCCCUGUACUUGUCCUCCCAGGCCAUUUUUCUUCACUCCCUCUGCUGCUGUUUGCAAAGUUGCCCUGAUUAUCAGGAGAAAAGAACCACAAGCAUCCAGAGAGUUUACAUCCUGCCUUCUGUCCUCUGCUCCUUCAGAAAGAUGAAUGCCUAGACAAUGGUUUCACACUGAAUGCAGGCUGGAAAGAAUGCAUGCUGGUGGCCUGAUGCCAGGGCUGUUGAAACAAUUUCAGAUAUAGCACUGUGGUCUCCGCUUUAUUUCUUUAUGUAUUUUGGCCGCUGCAUUUUGAUUGCAGCUAAAAGAGAUAACAGAAAGGACAUACUGGCUGGCUGCUUCAGAUUAUACCUCCCCGUUGUCAACACCUUGAUGAGGCCAACCCAGAGCUGCUUGAUCAGUCCUCAGCUUUGCGGGGCUAGGUACAGAAUUUUAUCACAGGAUUUUAUCCCGCUCUCUGGGGUGACCAGACCCACAGGAAUGAAAACGCCGUUUCCAAAAGCUCGAGUGACUGAAGGAUCUAUGCACAAACAUGGCCAUUUGCUAGUUAACAACAGGAUAUUUCUCUCUGGCCAGAUCACAGACAUGGUUCUGAGUUCAGAACUUCCUUGAUGGCAUCCCUUUAAAGAGGCCAUCUUAGGAACAGAAUCACAAGUUAGCUUAGUGAGCAGAGAAUUAGAACAAACCUAGCUAGGUGUGUUUAAGGAAUAUUUCCAUUCAGCUAGUGUAGCUAGAUUAAUUUCUAUUCUCCAAAUCAAGGAUGUAUAGAAAAUGGGAAUUGUGGCUUUCAAAUAUAAGAAGAAUCUCCUUUGGGCCAGCUGCAUAUACAAUAAAAAUGCUUGUUUCUUGGCCUUCCUUUAACUGGACUCCACAACCCACUUCAGAUCAGCAGGUCGAAUGUGUUACACAAUCCGUUUCACUUACAACUUCAUUUGCAUUAACUGCAUUCCAGUUCUGAGGACAGAUCCUGAUUGACCACCUUGAUUAGUCUAAGACACUAUCUAGUCCAAAACCCUCGAGUGCCUCAUGAAGCAUCCUAGUACCUUUAUCUCUAGUUAUAGAUCACCUCUUAAUUUGAACUGUUUGGCAAGUGGCUAAAAACAUCUGUUCUUUAUUGGUUUUUUUUUUUGAGGUGGGGUCUCACUGCAUUGCCCAGGCUAUUCUCAACUUCUGGAUUCAAGCAGUCCUCCCCACUCAGCCACCUGAGUACCUGGGACUACAGGAAGGUUCUGCUGCCUUGGUUUUAGGGAGCCCCCUAGACAGCGAACUGCCCCUUCGCGAGCAGAAGUCGGGGAAGAGUGCUCUCAGCUCGCCUUCCUUGCAGGAUGCCGGUGCAGCUGACGACAGCCCUGCGUGUGGUGGGCACCAGCCUGUUUGCCCUGGCAGUGCUGGGUGGCAUCCUGGCCGCCUAUGUGACAGGCUACCAGUUCAUCCACACGGAAAAGCACUACCUGUCCUUCGGCCUGUACGGCGCCAUCCUGGGCCUGCACCUGCUCAUUCAGAGCCUGUUUGCCUUCCUGGAGCACCGGCGCAUGCGGCGGGCCGGCCAGGCCCUGAAGCUGCCCUCCCGGCGGCGGGGCUCGGUGGCACUGUGCAUUGCCGCAUACCAGGAGGACCCUGACUACCUGCGCAAGUGCCUGCGCUCGGCCCAGCGCAUCUCCUUCCCUGACCUCAAGGUGGUCAUGGUGGUGGACGGCAACCGCCAGGAGGAUGCCUACAUGCUGGACAUCUUCCAUGAGGUGCUGGGUGGCACUGAGCAGGCCGGUUUCUUUGUGUGGCGCAGCAACUUCCAUGAGGCGGGCGAGGGUGAGACAGAGGCCAGCCUGCGGGAGGGCAUGGACCGUGUGCGGGAUGUGGUGCGGGCCAGCACCUUCUCGUGCAUCAUGCAGAAGUGGGGAGGCAAGCGCGAGGUCAUGUACACAGCCUUCAAGGCCCUCGGCGAUUCGGUGGACUACAUUCAGGUGUGCGACUCUGACACUGUGCUGGAUCCAGCCUGCACCAUCGAGAUGCUUCGAGUCCUGGAGGAGGAUCCCCAAGUAGGGGGAGUCGGGGGAGAUGUCCAAAUCCUCAACAAGUACGACUCAUGGAUUUCCUUCCUGAGCAGCGUGCGGUACUGGAUGGCCUUCAACGUGGAGAGGGCCUGCCAGUCCUACUUUGGCUGCGUGCAGUGUAUUAGCGGGCCCUUGGGCAUGUACCGCAACAGCCUCCUCCAGCAGUUCCUGGAGGACUGGUACCAUCAGAAGUUCCUAGGCAGCAAGUGCAGCUUCGGGGAUGACCGGCACCUCACCAACCGAGUUCUCAGCCUUGGCUACCGAACUAAGUAUACUGCACGCUCCAAGUGCCUCACAGAGACCCCCACUAAGUACCUCCGGUGGCUCAACCAGCAAACCCGCUGGAGCAAGUCUUACUUCCGGGAGUGGCUCUACAACUCUCUGUGGUUCCAUAAGCACCACCUCUGGAUGACCUACGAGUCAGUGGUCACAGGUUUCUUCCCCUUCUUCCUCAUCGCCACGGUCAUACAGCUUUUCUACCGGGGCCGCAUCUGGAACAUUCUCCUCUUCCUGCUGACAGUGCAGCUGGUGGGCAUUAUCAAGGCCACCUAUGCCUGCUUCCUUCGGGGCAAUGCAGAGAUGAUCUUCAUGUCCCUCUACUCCCUCCUCUAUAUGUCCAGCCUUCUGCCGGCCAAAAUCUUUGCCAUUGCUACCAUCAACAAGUCCGGCUGGGGCACCUCUGGCCGAAAAACCAUUGUGGUGAACUUCAUCGGCCUCAUCCCUGUGUCCAUCUGGGUGGCAGUUCUCCUGGGAGGGCUGGCCUACACAGCUUAUUGCCAGGACCUGUUCAGUGAGACGGAGCUAGCCUUCCUUGUCUCUGGGGCUAUCCUGUACGGCUGCUACUGGGUGGCCCUCCUCAUGCUGUAUCUGGCCAUCAUUGCCCGGCGAUGUGGGAAGAAGCCGGAGCAGUAUAGCUUGGCUUUUGCUGAGGUGUGACAUGGCCCCCAAGCAGAGCGGGUAAAGUGCAAUGGGUAAGGGAGGGAAGGGGAAUGGAAGAGAAAAGAUGGGGUGGGAGGGAGGAGGGAGUGCUGUGUUUGAGUCUCUUAAUGGUCCAAAGGACAAAUCUAAAAUGCAAAGAAUGGUGAUGUAGUAUGGCCUGGCAGCUCUGUUUAGAGGGGGCAACACUGAUCCCCCUAGGUGCAGGGCUGCAGGGGAUUCUGUGUUUUCAGAUUGCCUGUCUGCUUGCAUCUGCACAUAGGCAGUAGUCUCCCCCUGGGCUCCAGAGGGCACUCAGAAGUGCGCUAAACCAAGUAAGUCCCAUUCAGUGGCAACUUGUGAUAGGUACCUGAGUGAUGGCCACCUGUGGAAAGAGGUUCUCCCAGCCCAUCUGAACACAACCAGAGGUGGCAGGAGAAUUUCUACUGAGCGAGCUGGGCCGGUUAGUGUAUGUCACCCCCACCCCACCCCUAAGUAGUCAUCAAUGCAAUAAGAUUGCGCCUGAGAUACAAGGCCCAGAAGCCUGAUCUUUGGGCAUCAGAAAACAGGGUCCAGGAAUGGUGCUUCAUGUGAGAUACCCCACUCCACAUCAGCAUUCCAGGGAUGAGCCAAACCAGCAGGGAGUUAGCACUGAACUGCUUUUAAAAGUGUACAUUAAAAAGGAAAGUGCCAGGAGGAACAAAGAGAUUGUGGUGGUGCUAAAGGAGGCCAUAAGCUAUACAGAGGCCUUGGGUGUUCCACCUGGAAAUUGCUCAGACGUCUAGAUGGGUUCUUAGCUUGUCUGUGAUCUCUGCUGGGGAGAUAAAAAGAUUAAGCCCCAACAUGUUCAGAAAAGUAGUGAAGUUUUGGGUAUUUUAACCUGUAUACUCCUGAAUUCCUCUCAAAUUCAGCUCUGAUCUGAGGCUGAGACACACUCCUCACUUCACUUUCUUCAAAGGCAUAUUUUUUGAGGUAACACUGCAGUCACCUCUUCUACCCUCAUCAUCAUGGGUAAGUUUUUCAAGGUGGCAAUUGGGGCGGAGCCUGGGCUCUUAUAGAACCCUCAGCAGGAGGCAAGCGUGUUCUCAGCACAUAUGGGAACUAUGAGGAGCCUCUGAUCAAAUUGGCUACAAUCUUGGAGCUGCUUGGACAGAUUCCUUGGCAGCCGGGUUAGCAUGUGUGACUUUCAGGCUACUGUUCUUGACAAUCAUCUCUAAUGGAAAGCUUUUCGGUGUUCCCAAAGUGAACUCUCAAAUCCAAAAUGGUUAUCUUUGAGAACAUCCAUUCUCCUCAGUGGCUUCUCCAGGCAAUUCUUACAGCCCAGUUGUGACAGUCACUGCAUUUGCUUGCUUCUUUCCAGAAACCAAACUAGGAGAUGAAACUGGUUCCUACAUCCUAAGGUUGCUUUCUCUCUCAUGCCUCCUGAGGCUGUUUUUGGCUGUUUUCCCUCUGCUGCUUUUGGGGAAUGAGGGAAGCCAUUUUCCAGUGACUUGCAAUCCAGGCUGUUCUCGGUGUUGGAGUUUAAACCUGGGAUCCUGACUAAGCCUUUGACUUAGGGGUUGCUGGCUUGCCCUCCAAAUGUCCUUUCUCAGAGGCCAGCUAACCCGUGCAGAACCAGCACUGAGGUGGACAGCAGACGAGGGCAAGCCUCAAGUGUACCCAGGUGCUUCCUACAAAGACACAAGGUGUGCUCUGAGCCACAGAUGGGCAAACCCUGGUGCUUUCCUUCAUCUCCUAUGAACUCAAGGGUUUCCAGGUGUAGCUAACAGUUGCCACAUCACACAGACCUCGAGUUUCUGGUAAGACUGCUGGUUGACAUCAGACCCAACCCAUGAAGGCUGGAAGGCAGCAGGCAUUUGCUAAGGCAGCUGAUCCAGGCAAUCGUUAUGCUGGCCAAGAAGUAAACUAUUUUGAGCAUUAGAAUGGAGGAAAUCCGGUCAGCCAAGUGCAGAGUUCAGACUUCGCUAAGGGCUUUUCUUCAGCAUUUACUUGAAGAUUAAUGUAGGAUGUCAGGCUCUCCUGGCUGUCCUACCAUCAGCUCUGCCUUGCACUGUGGUCAUCAACUUUCCUCAAAUCAAAAAUAGGCAGGUACAGGUAGUGGGCUCACAACGUUUGACCUCGACUGGUUUUUCUAAGUUAUUUUGUACAUUUUUCAGCAGCAAAACCAAACUGGGUCUUCAGCUUUAUCCCCGUUUCUUGCAAGGGAAGAGCCUUUAUACAAUUGGACGCAUUUUGGUUUUUCCUCAUUGAGAAUUCUAAUCCUCUUUUGUAUUGUUUCUACAAUAAUUUGUAAACAUAUUUAUUUUUACCUUUUUUUUUUUUUUUAAUUUUCAGGUCAAGUUUUUUAUACUGCACUUAUUUGUCAAAAUAAAGAUUCUCACAUAUGCUGGUUAUCUCG